Molecule: messenger RNA, 5180 nt
Organism: Drosophila kikkawai
Lineage: Eukaryota; Metazoa; Arthropoda; Insecta; Diptera; Drosophilidae
Source: RefSeq, a predicted model, not a curated record
CACUGGUUGCUCCGUUUCCACGCCAUCCGUCAUCCAGCAUCCGGCAUCCGGUCCACGAUAUUCCUCCAUCGCAACCCAAAACGGAAAACGGAAAAGCAAAACGCCAAAAGAGAGCGCCGCCCACAGAUUGAAGGAGAAAUCUGAAUGGAGACUGGUUGCUUGGCCAAGGAUUUCACUUUCGCUUUCUGAGCCGGUUUUGGCCAGUGGUUGCCAGAAGCAACCAGGUGGCUUCUCCGCUUACACCACCCUUGGAUUCCCAGUCCAAGUUUAUUCAAUGCACCUCGUUGGAGAUCGAUAGUGAAACUAUUAAAUCUACAUUGUUGAAACUUUAAAUGCCAGUUUAGGACUUUGAUUUUGGAAUAUUCAUUUGGGAACUCUACUCCUGGAAUACACAUUUUGGAAUAACCUAUGGAUUGUCAUCUAUAUGGAACUCAUUUUUGGAUUAACUCAUAAAGAUUUAAGUGGAGUAUUAUCUCUGGAUUUCAAUAUACUUUUGGAAGGAGAAACCUGAGCCUGGAAGCUAAGGAAUAAUUCUUUGAAAGAAAUCUGAAUUUUAUAUUUUGAACAAUUCUGAUAUUGAAAAUUGUCAUCGAGGCCAUAAGUAACACAUCCUUGGACAGUGAUGUUGGAGUUCUUAAACCUUAAAUACUACAUUCUAAAUUGGAUCAUUGCAAAUCAUUCUUUUGACCAAAAUAUCCUGGAUACUGAACUCUGAAACCUAAUUCUUUUGGACUCCUAUGGAUAUUAAAAUUAUUAUAAGAAGUUUCUUAACUUAUGCUUCGUGUUCCUGAUCCUACUCUACGCCAUAUACUUAGUAUCUGUUCUAAAAAACUCAACUAAUGUACUUCUGUCAUGUGUGGAGUGUUCUUGAAAAUCAUUGAAAACCCCUUGCCACAUCUUAAACCCACCCUAACGGAACACCCAAUUUCCUCGAUCAUUUGAUAACCUCUAAGAUCAGCUACCCCGCUGGGUUUAGAAGCCACCAAAUUUUAGUAGCCUCUUCGCUCAUCAACUUCCGGCCAAACGAAUGCAUUCGCGGUACGGCUUUGACUGCCAAACGCGCCAUCCCCACCACCAUCAGCAGCACCAGCAGCAGCAACAGCAGCAGCUCCAGCUCCAGCACCACCAGCAGUUCCAGUCAGCGACUGCCCCGCCAGCUUUCAGCCCCACAACUGCUGCUGCCGUGGCCUACUCCAAUCUGCUGGAGAAGUGUCGGUGCAAGCAACCAGUGGCCACCAAUUCCGUGGCGCCCGUACCACCGCCGCCCGCCCAGCUGCAGUUGCAGCUGCAUCAUCAUCACCACCACCAUCACCACCAGACUUUCGUGGCCACUGCCACAGCUGCCAGCUAUAGCAACUGCUCUGGAAUUGGAGCGGGAACGGGCACUAGUACGGUUAGUGGAGCCAGUGCGUGCUCCUCAGCCUCUGCUUCUUGCGCCACAGCUGCUGGAGCCAGCAAUUCGGUGCUGUCGGCGGGUGGAUCGGCCACCAGUGCCACCAUGUACCAUCAUCAUCAUCGACGCCACAACAACUUGUCCUACUGCGGUGUUUCCGGACAGGAGCAAAACUACCAAGUGCAAUAUGUGGACUCGGAGUUGUAUCACAGCAACUCCAGCCAGACACAAAUGACGUAUCCAUUCUGCCCGGUUGGCGAUUACCAGGGCAACGGCCAAACAGCGUAUUACUCGACCACGGGUCAGUACGGAGCCACCUCCUCGGCGGGCGGCUCCUCAAAUGGGGCCCACUCCACAACGCUGCCGUACCUGGUGCCGGUGGAGGAGGGCCUGCUGCUCAAUGGCUCCGCACACUCGCUGUCCCAGGCACAAUCCCAGUCGCAGUCACAGUCGCAUGGACGCGAUUCGCCGCACAGCCUGACGGUGAGUAGUCGGGAGUGGGGGGAGCGGGAUGAUGGGGAGGCAGAGCGGGUGAACGUGAACGGAACUAAUCGCCACUGGGUGCAGGAGGUCGCGUACAUUCAGGAGGCGCAGAGCACGCCCCAGACGCCCACCUCGACGACCACAACGCAUUCGGCGAGCGGCGGCAGCCUGGGCACCGGCGGUGGCGGUGCCUCCCCGGACUCGGAGCAGAGUGCGCUCGGUAGCAGCAACAAGAUUGCCUCGGCAACGAUCAAGUGGCUGUCGCGCAACUACGAGACAGCGGACGGGGUGAGCCUGCCCAGGAGUACAUUGUACAACCACUACAUGCAGCACUGCAGCGAACAGAAGCUGGAGCCCGUGAAUGCAGCCAGUUUCGGCAAGCUGAUACGCUCGGUGUUCUCCGGCCUGCGCACACGUCGCCUGGGCACGCGCGGCAACUCCAAGUACCAUUACUAUGGCAUCCGCAUCAAGCCCGGCUCGCUGCUGAAUCAUCAAACGAUGGACGACAAGCAGAUGCUGGGCUCUGGCUAUGGGCCAUCAUCUGGUGGAUCUAGCGGCGGCGGAUCCAGUGGCGGAGCCCUGGUAAGCGUAAGCAGCAGUACCGCCGGCCAAAUGGGCUCUAAUGGUCUGGGCGGUGGCCAGGGACAGCGACACAGCGGCACCAAGAAGCACACCUUUAAGCCGGAGACCUAUGAGGCUUGCUUACAGUACAUUGGCGAUGGAAGCAGUGCCCUGCCCUCGUUCCCGGCCAUCGAGCUGAGCCAUAGCUUCAAUAGCGAACUAACGCUGGAGGAUGUGGAUACAUUCCGUGCUCUGUAUCGCGAGCAUUGUGAGUCCUUCCUGGACGCCGUGCUGAACCUGGAAUUUGGCACCGUAGAGUUUCUGCUGCGCGACUUUUGGCGGGCGAGCGACAACAACAACCUGGACGAGUGCGAGGAGGAGAAGUACUUGAGCAAGACGAAGCUGUAUCUGUUGUGCCACUGCGCAGAAGUGCAAAAGUUUGUGCGAGAGGUUGACUAUCAGUUUUAUCAAAACACCGUCGAUGUCAUCAUUCCGGAUGUCCUCCGCUCCAUACCCAACGCCUUGACCCAGGCCAUUCGCAACUUUGCCAAGAAUCUGGAGAUCUGGCUGUGCGAGAGCAUGAUGGGCGUGCCAGAGCAGUUGGCUCAGAUCAAGACUAGUGCCGUCUCGGCCUUUUGCCAAACCCUACGCCGCUACACCUCGCUGAAUCAUCUGGCGCAGGCCGCUCGAGCAGUGCUCCAGAAUGGUGCCCAAAUCUCUCAGAUGCUCAGUGAUCUCAACCGAGUGGAUUUCCAUAAUGUUCAGGAGCAAGCAGCCUGGGUGAGUCAGUGUGCUCCCGCUGUGGUACAGCGCCUGGAGAAUGACUUCAAGGCCGCUUUACAGCAACAAAGCUCUUUGGAACAAUGGGCCACCUGGCUUCAACUGGUGGUGGAGUCCGCCAUGGAGGAGUACAAUGGGAAGCCCAGCUAUGCCAGAGCCGCCCGCCAGUUUCUGCUCAAGUGGAGCUUCUACAGCUCAAUGAUUAUCCGGGACCUGACACUCCGCUCCGCUUCCAGCUUUGGCAGCUUCCACCUCAUACGCCUGCUGUUCGAUGAGUACAUGUUUUACCUGGUGGAGCACAAGAUAGCCGAGGCACAGCACAAGACUGCCAUUGCUGUCAUUUGCGAGCGAAUGUGUGAUUUAACACAGAAAAAGGACAUGGACUUUGAGUUCGAGUGUCAGUUUGCCUACAUUACCAGCGACACGGAGCAUCAGACGACACCCAGCUCGGCCAGCAGUGGCGGCGGCGGCGACGUGGGCAACGAGGCCAAGCGACUGAAGCAGGAAUGAGGCGCCGUCAAAUGGAGGAAGUUCUUUAGUGUUUAUGUACCAAGUAAUCGUUGUCACCAGCUCAUUCAGCUCUGCAUUUAGUAGUCAAAAGCGUGUUGUAUAUCCGUAAACGUAGCCGUAACCCGUAUCCAUAUCCGUGUGUUAGUUUUUGUAGCCCUAAGUCAUGUCCCCUACCGCCAGCAUAGUCAGUCGAAAUUUAAGUGGUUAGUUUUAAGGCAGACUCCAGAGACUUGUGUAGGUAGGAAAAAGCUCUCUUUGGAUGUGUGGGAAAUGUGAUUUUAAUUGAUUUUUAUCUCGUUUUUUUCUAUUUUAAAACUAUUUUUAAAAGGUAUAAUAUCAAGGGAAUGUAAUUUUACUUGAUUCUUAUAAUUUUUUCUAUUUUAAAUCACAUUUCAUUAACUAAAAUUCUUUUUAAAACCUUUUACUUAAAGCAUAUUUAGUAGAAAAUGUUGUACUAGUACAAAUUAAUAGAGAUUUCCCUGAUGUAAAUUGUUUUUCCAAAGAUCCCUUCACCUGUCCAAGAGAGCUUUUUCUAAACCUUUAACGAGUAAAGGACUGCCCCCGCAUCGAAGUGAAGAGCCGUCCAGCAAGCAGCAGGCCAGGGUAAGAAAACCAGCUUCGUCUGGGCCCAGUCUGCCCUGAUCCUGCAUUCGUAGGAUAUACGAUUUAGUUUCUAAGUACAUGUGCAUUAGUAAUUGUAAUUAACGCCCAACUGGCAGGUGUCUAACGAUAACUUCAUCAGUUUUGUCUGGUUUCAACAAACACGAUCUUGUAUAUCAUAUAGCGCACGGCGCACACACAACACACACAUACCCUGCACUCGCACUCAGGUGGAUAGAUCGGAAGGUGUAUUAGGUUAUAGCUCACAUCGAAACAGCUUGCUCAAAUCCAAAGGGAACGAAACACUCGGCUCAAAACCCAACCCUAGGCUAAGUGAACAACAGGCCUUAAAUGUGCAAAGAUCAACUCUCAAUUUGGAAACAAUACAAUUUACCAUAUAUAUAUAUAUAUAUAUUAUAUAUAAAUAUAUACAUAAAUGUAUAUGUAUAUUUUAACUACAAGGAAUCAUUUUAUUACGAGAAAGCAUGUAUUUUAACAGAGAAAGUCGGGCGCUUAUCAAUAGUAUUUUAUGCCAUUUUGGCAGCAGCAAACGAGGCCAGUUUUUUAAGUCAAGUAACUAGCAUUUUAGCCAACUGAAAAAGGGGACGUUCUGCAAUGUCGUCACCAACUGUCUAGUCGUAAAGCACACACACUUACACACACAUCUGAACUAUAUGCUCUGUCUGGCACAAGAAACCGAUGAUAAUAACUAGAGCUCCCUUUCGGAGGCAACUGGUUCUGCUCAAACUGCAAAUCGCUUAGCUACCACCUAAGUUCUAUUGGUUGUUGAACAAAAAAGAAGAAAUAAUACAUUGAAAACUGAAAUUUUAAAAUGUCAAAACUAUUUAUGUAU